AUCACACAGUACAACAAUUAGCCAAUGCUCUCACCCCACUCAUCCAAGCCAUGCAAGCACAACAAAAUCAACAGCAUGAAACAUCCACUGUCUCACUAUCAACCUUCAGCAGAAAUAGUCAUGAAGACCCAAUCAACUGGUUGGACGAAUUUGAAAGGUCAGCAAAUGCAAACAAUAUCACCAACAAUAGAAAAUGA
Ambispora gerdemannii is the source of this 197-nucleotide messenger RNA. NCBI's taxonomy places the organism in Eukaryota, Fungi, Glomeromycota, Glomeromycetes, Archaeosporales, Ambisporaceae. The record is from the annotation of a GenBank genome assembly.